AUGCCCGGUCGUCUUGCGAGUGAGCUUCCUGCCUGGAAAGAGCUUGAGCAGCUGCAGAAGCAGCAGAACAUUGUCCUCAAGGAGGCCUUUGCGAAUGACAAGGAGCGCUUCUCGCGCUUCUCGCGCCACUUUGAGAACAAGGAGCAGGACGUGUCCAUCCUGCUCGACUUCUCCAAGAACCUGAUCGACGACGAGAUCUUUAGCAAGCUCAUCCAGCUUGCUAAGGAGGCCGAUGUCGAGGGCCUGCGCAACGCCAUGUUCCGUGGCGAGCACAUCAACAACACCGAGGGCCGCGCCGUGCUGCAUGUGGCGCUCCGCGACCUGAACAACGACCUGAAGCUGACCGAGGCCGGCGUCGACGAGGUGAAGCCGGAGCUCGAGCACAUGCGCCAGUUCUCUGAUGCGGUGCGCAACAAGACCUGGACGGGCUACACCGGCAAGCCGAUCCAGACCGUGGUCAACAUCGGGAUUGGUGGCUCGGACCUCGGCCCGAACAUGGUGUGCGAGGCGCUGAAGCACUACACGCAGCGCGACAUUACUCUGCACUUUGUGUCGAACAUUGACGGGACGCACAUUGCCGAGGCGCUGCGCACGUCGGACCCCGAGACGACGCUGUUCAUCAUCGCGUCCAAGACCUUCACCACCACUGAGACGAUCACCAACGCCACAACCGCGCGUGACUGGUUCCUCGAGAAGGCCAAGAGCAAGGAGCACGUUGCCAAGCACUUUGUCGCCCUGUCGACCAACGAGAAGGCGGCGGUCGAGUUCGGCAUCGCCAAAGACAAUAUGUUCAAGUUCUGGGACUGGGUCGGCGGCCGCUACUCGCUCUGGAGUGCGAUCGGCCUGAGCAUCAUGAUUGCCAUCGGCUACGACCACUUCAAGGAGCUGCUCGAUGGCGCGCACGCCAUGGAUCUGCACUUCCUCAACACCCCACUCGAGAAGAACCUGCCCGUGAUCCUCGGCCUGGUUGGCAUCUGGUACGACGACUUUUUCGGCGCACAGACCCACGCCAUCCUGCCCUACGAUCAGUACCUGCACAAGUUUGCGGACUACUUCCAGCAGGGUGACAUGGAGUCGAACGGCAAGUUCAUCGCCAAGAGCGGCGACGAGGUCAACUACCAGACCGGCCCGGUGAUCUGGGGCCAGUCGGGUACGAACGGCCAGCACGCCUUCUACCAGCUGAUCCACCAGGGCACCAAGCUGAUUCCCGCCGACUUUAUCGCCCCGGUCGAGUCGCUGAACCCGAUCGGCGAGCACCACACGAUCCUCCUGUCCAACUUCUUCGCGCAGCCCGAGGCGCUUGCGUUCGGCAAGACCGAGGAGCAGGUGGCCUCUGAACUCGGCGACAAGGCGUCCAACACGCCGCUGCGCAAGAGCAAGGUGUUCAAGGGCAACCGCCCCACGAACUCGAUCCUCGUGCAAAAGAUCACCCCCAAGACGCUCGGCUCACUCAUUGCGCUGUACGAGCACAAGAUCGCCACGCAAGGCUUUGUCUGGGACAUCAACUCCUUCGACCAGAUGGGUGUCGAGCUCGGCAAGGUACUGGCCAAGAAGAUUGAGCCGCUCCUGAAGAAGGGCGACGUGAACGCGGCCGACGCCGAGCACGACGCAUCGACCGCGGGCCUGAUCAAGUACUAUCUCGCGCAUCGCAAGUAG
This is a messenger RNA of Malassezia japonica, 1656 nucleotides long. RefSeq names its product glucose-6-phosphate isomerase (gene PGI1). Bases 1 to 1656 code for a protein of 551 amino acids. The transcript has a single exon. Gene Ontology annotation, molecular function: glucose-6-phosphate isomerase activity; monosaccharide binding; carbohydrate derivative binding. The record is from RefSeq and is a predicted model, not a curated record. Gene Ontology annotation, biological process: gluconeogenesis; glucose 6-phosphate metabolic process; glycolytic process. Gene Ontology annotation, cellular component: cytosol. Lineage: Eukaryota; Fungi; Basidiomycota; Malasseziomycetes; Malasseziales; Malasseziaceae.